Molecule: messenger RNA, 243 nt
Organism: Paraglomus brasilianum
Lineage: Eukaryota; Fungi; Glomeromycota; Glomeromycetes; Paraglomerales; Paraglomeraceae
Source: the annotation of a GenBank genome assembly
AUGGAAAACGCUGGAACUGAUCAUGAAUACCACGAAAUUGGAGGUUCAAACUCGUAUAUUAGAAUGGGCAGAGGUAACGAUAAGAACAUCCUGAAUUACGGGAAGAAGUCCGUAUUACCUUCCCUGUCCAAAGAUCAUGCGAGUGUGGAGGAGUCUGUACUUGUCAAGAGAAGAUCGUUUGAUGCUGAGAUAUCCAGUACGGAAUGCGGUCAUGCUAGUGCAGACAUUGUUACGGCAAGCUGA